UGCGAACAUCCUCCAGAAUCUGCUAACAGUUUCCCACACUGAACAUCUGGACUGGAGAAAAUCACUUCCCAUUCAAAUGAGUUUUCCAGCAGUGCUGGGAAAAGAAAUCAUUCCACAAUUUUGGACAACGUGGAGCAUUUCGUCCCCAUCGUUGUAGGAAUUCGUCAUAUGAAUUCAUUCAUCUGUUAAUCUUCAUCUGUAAGUAUCACUAUCGCUCGAGUGUAGAUUUAGUUUAGUUUAGUUUGUUUGUUUGUCGUUUUUCUGUCAGUCAGUGCAUUUAUGAGAUGAAACACUGAACACUUUACCGAUCAUCUUUAUGAAUUCAAACAUCUACAACAACAUGAAGACAAUCUGUUUACUCUUUAUCAUCUCAUCUCGUUUCAACGGUGUGUUUGGUGAUGAAGUGAUGUCAGUGAUGGAGGGACAUUCUGUUAUUCUACACACUGAUCUCACUGAUUUGAAGGGAGUCACAAGGAUAAUAUGGAGAGUUGGAGAAGAGGACUCCAAUAUUAGUCUAGUUACAAUAUAUGAUAAUAAGACCAUUGUUGUUCAUGAUGAUGAUGUGAGAUUCAGAGGCAGACUGCAGGUGAAUAAUCAGACUGGAGAUCUGACCAUCAACAACACGAGAGUCAAACACACUGGACGAUAUCAAGCAGAUCUCAACUUACUCAAUGGAACAACAUACAAGAACUUCAGCGUUACUGUAAGCGAAUCUCCUCGUGUUCUGGGUGGUGAAGUGGGUGAAGUGAAGUCAGUGUCAGUGUCAGUGAGUGAGGGAGAAUCUGUGACUCUACACACUGAUGUCCAAACACAAAACAGUACUCUGAUACUGUGGAGGUUUGGAGAUGAAGGUCUUCUCAUAGCUAAAGAUGAUCAAGAAGACAAUAAGAGUCCAAUAUAUUAUGAUGUUCUUGAUGGGAUGUUCAGAGGCAGACUGAAGCUGGAUGAUCAGACCGGAUCUCUCACCAUCACAAACACCACAGCUACAGAUGCUGGACUUUAUAAACUACAGAUCUGCAGCAACAAUCAGACAUUAUACAAGACAUUCAAUUUUUCUCUCAAAGCUGCUGGUGCCUCCUCUGCUGGUGCUGCUGGUGCCUCCCUUGCUGCUGCCUCCCCUGCUGGUGCUGCUGGCUGCUGGUGCUGCUGGUUAUUGCUGUGUAUCUAUGUCGUCACAACAUCCCUGGUCUAAGACAGAUAAAAGAUGCAGCAGGAAUCAGAGAAGCUGAAUCUGGUCUUUACUGAGUGAAGCAUGUUGUUUGAUCGGCGAGGACCUCAACAUCCCUCAUCAACAUCCCUCAUCAACAUCCCUCAUCCCUCAUCGUGUGGACAACGUUCUAGACAUGUAGUGCAACUACGCUUUGGGUGACCUGAGUUCGGGUCCCGACUCGUCGUCCAUUCCCCAUCCCACUGCCUUCUCUCUUCCCCUGUAGCUUCCUGUCUCUCUCCACUGUCCUCUGGAAAUAUAAAGGUAAAAAAGCUUGAAAAAAAAAUGCUACAUUCACAUCAGUUUACAAGUUUUUGAUAAACAGGGAGUCAAACUUUAUUUAUUUGCCGUUGACACUGAUCAAUGAUCAGAAUCUGACUAUUUUUAUGUUUUGUAUAUCUGAUGCUCACCACACAUCAUAUUAUCAGUUUGACUCUCAUGUGUUUGAUAUUGUGCAAUUAUAGACAGUAUUGAUCUAAUGUCUGAUGAUGAGAAAUAUCAGAUAUGAAGAUCUGUGUGAACAUCUACCGUCUUCAACAUCUUGAUUUUAAUGCCUUUAUUGUCAAAGUUUUUUUUGUCUUUUAUGUACAUUGUACAUGCCUAGAAUAAUUUUGCUUAAAUAUUAUUGUAGGUAAACUUUUCUAAGGUAUUAUGUUACCCUCCACCACUAGCAGGUGUGUGUGAGACGAAGGUCAAACAAACUUUUUGACCCUUGUCGUUGACUUUGUCGUUGUCGUUUGCCUUAUGGAUUUGAGCAGAGAUGCUUUAUUUCUUUAUUGUUUUUGCUGUCAUUGAAUCAUUUUGACAGAAGCGGACACAAUAAAUGAAUUGGAAUAUCCAAUUUUGUUUACAGUGAAUGUCCAUUUUGUUUCCAUUCAAGUGCAAACAACGUGUCAAAGGCAAAGCCAAAAUUGGUACUCACGCACCUACAAUUAUGUUCAUCAAAUAUUCCUUUUAUCUGUGUCUCUGAUCAGAUCUGAAUGUAAAAUUGUUCAUGUGAAUACAGACUCUCAGUACAGAUUUACAAAACGUCAUGUAGCACUUAACUGAUCAGCUCACCUCUUUGCACUUGAAAAACGAGAGAAAAACAGUUGAUGUUGGUGCGUAACCUUGUACUGUAGAAUAUGGUAUCACUUUUGUGCUGUAUUGUGAGCUUUUAAAUGAAUUUGCUGGAUUGGCCGAAAUUGUUUCUGUUCUUUCAGCAAUUCUUCAUAAAGUGUUUGGCCUGUUGCACUUGAAAAUGUAAUGGUGAAAUCACUGCGCUGAUGUUUGUGAUGAACUUUGUGCUGUAGAAUAAUAUGAUAAAAUAAUAUUGAGUAUGAAAUAUAUAAUAUUUGUGAAAUUUUGUUAUUGUAAACAGUACUGCUGUAAUAUCUGAUGAGAAAUAACCGAUACGGUGUGUGAAGAGUUGUGUGAACACCUGCAGUCUAUCUUCUUAUACACAUUUAUAUAACCACAAAAAGAUUAUUGUUAAAGUAAAUAUUCUUUUACUAUUAUCCUUUUAAUAUUUUUGUUACUCCAGUGUUUUUCUUAAGAAAAUUGUUCUGACAUGAAUGUAAAAUUGUGAACUUAAUUAAGUUUUUGUAGUCUAACUUGCUUGAUUAGAAAUAAAAAUAUUCUAUAACUAUUAUUUUUGUGUAUUUUUUGUAUUCUAGUUUGCAUGCAUCUUUUCACUUUGUAUUAUUCCAGUUUUUAAGUAUACA
Molecule: messenger RNA, 2910 nt
Organism: Triplophysa rosa
Lineage: Eukaryota; Metazoa; Chordata; Actinopteri; Cypriniformes; Nemacheilidae
Exons: 5
Coding region: 317-1192 (291 amino acids)
Source: RefSeq, a predicted model, not a curated record